Mollisia scopiformis is the source of this 735-nucleotide messenger RNA. RefSeq lists its product as uncharacterized. The record is from RefSeq and is a predicted model, not a curated record. NCBI's taxonomy places the organism in Eukaryota, Fungi, Ascomycota, Leotiomycetes, Helotiales, Mollisiaceae. The transcript has 2 exons. The annotation marks the transcript as partial.
AACGUAACUACCAAAGCGGCCGUAAUAGUCGAGACUCGAUUCCGAACCAAUCUCGUCCCUCUCAUUCUACAUUUCAGCAGUGUCCUCGGUCCGACAUGGCCGAUUCUCAUAUAUACCUCUCCGGAAUCAGUAGGGCAAUUUUCAUCUUCCGCGGCCCUGGCCCGGUACCUGAGGAUGGGAAUAGUCCAGGUGCGGAUGCUGCCACAAGAAGUUCUUUUCACGAACUCAGAUUCAGUCAAUGCGUUUAUGACGAAGAAGUGGUUGUGGGAAGACCUGGCACCAGCGGAGCAUAUUCUGAUUUUCCAGAGUGAUAGUAUGCUGUGCGCGAAUGCCGCCAGGAGCGUCGAUGAUUAUUUCCAGUAUGAUUUUGUGGGGGCGCCGAUUGCUGCCGGGUUGGGCAAGGGAUAUAAUGGUGGAUUGAGUUUGAGAAAGAGGAGUACAAUUAUGAGGAUCCUGGAAGAGUGGGACUGGGAGAAGACGAAGACAAAGGAUGUGAGGUUUGAGGAUCAAUGGUAUUAUGAUAGGAUGUUGAAACUCCAAAAAACAGGCGAUUCCACAGGAGAUGAACUUUCCAUAGAACUUCCCAGCAUGGAAGUGGCGCGAACAUUCAGCGUCGAGACGAUCGAUUACCCGCAUCCGUUGGGUGUGCAUCAGGUGCAUAGGUGGCUGAAAGAGCAGAUGUUGAGUUUGGAUAAGUGGUGUCCGGAGUACCAACUUUGUAGCGAGGAACAUAUC